Oryctolagus cuniculus (rabbit) is the source of this 2730-nucleotide messenger RNA. The record is from RefSeq and is a predicted model, not a curated record. NCBI's taxonomy places the organism in Eukaryota, Metazoa, Chordata, Mammalia, Lagomorpha, Leporidae.
AAUCAGCUUGCCUUUCCAUGAGUCAUCGGCUUUCUCCAAGGGUUACCCUUCCUUCACUGUUUGGCUAAUUUGUAUUUCUUAAAUCAACACACAACCAGGGAUUAGGCUAAUGGUUCUAUUUAUUUUGUGCAAUUCUGCCUGCUCACAACUGAUGGCUGACCAGAGCACUGUUAUCUUGAGUCACGCUCUAUCCGUAGCCAUGCCUCCAUUGUCUUGCCUGACAUAUAUAAAUCAGAGGGAGUCCUGACCCUCAGUUCUUUCUGGCUUCACAGUGAGACUUGUCUACGCAACUGAACACUUGCUGAGUCCUGUUAUCUGCCUUGAAAUUAGCCACUGUCAUCAAAAUGUUUUGUGGGGACUAUGUGCAAGGGACCAUCUUCCCAGCUCCUAACUUCAACCCCGUGAUGGAUGCCCAAAUGCUGGGGGGUGCACUCCAGGGAUUUGAGUGUGACAAAGACCUGCUGAUUGACAUCCUGACUCAGCGCUGCAAUGCCCAGAGGCUGAUGAUUGCAGAGGCCUACCAGAGCAUGUACGGCAGGGACCUGAUUGGCAUGCUGAAGGAGCAGCUUUCUGAUCACUUCAAGGACGUCAUGGUUGGCCUCAUGUACCCGCCACCAUCCUACGAUGCACACGAACUCUGGCACGCCAUGAAGGGAGCAGGCACCGAUGAGAACUGCCUCAUUGACAUAUUAGCUUCGAGAACCAAUGGAGAAAUUUUCCAGAUGCGGGAAGCCUACAGUUUGCAAUACAACAACAACCUCCAAGAGGACAUUCAGUCAGAGACCUCGGGACACUUCAGAGACACCCUCAUGAACCUGGUCCAGGCAACCAGACAGGAGGGCUACACGGACCCCGCCAUGGCCGCCCAGGACGCAAUGGUGCUGUGGGAGGCCUGCCAGCAGAAGACCGGGGCGCACAAAACCAUGCUCCAGAUGAUCCUGUGCAACAAGAGCUACCAGCAGCUGUGGCUGGUUUUCCAGGAAUUUCAAAAUAUCUCUGGGCAAGACAUAGUAGAUGCCAUCAAUGAUUGUUACGACGGAUACUUCCAGCAGCUGCUGGUUGCCAUUGUGCUCUGUGUUCGAGAUAAACCAGCCUACUUUGCUUAUCGACUGCACAGUGCCAUCCAUGACUUCGGUUUCCAUAAUAAAACCGUGAUCCGGAUCCUCAUUGCUAGAAGUGAAAUAGACUUGAUGACCAUAAGAACACGGUACAAAGAGAGAUAUGGGAAAUCCCUGUUUCAUGAUAUCAGACACUUUGCUUCAGGGCACUAUAAGAAGGCACUGCUGGCCAUCUGUGCUGGUGACAUGGAGGACUGCUGACACAGAGGGGAGGAUGGGGAGCGCCGGGCACUCUUCACAGACACAUCAGAGCACAGAGUGUGACACAUGCGUUGUCACUCACACCACCACCAAACUACAAGAUCAAAUUUUCUCUUCUGUCUGUAAAAUUAUUCCAAAAUCUAUGAAUGAAAAUCUGUGAUCAAGGAUUUGCACCUGUUAUUUGAUCAUCAAAGAAUUAAUUUGUAUAUGAUGGAAUAAUAACAAUAUUGCCAUGGAAUACGGUGUUUUGGUUUUUCUUCAAGACUUAAUCAUUUGAAAGGCAGAGUUAACAGAGAGGGAGAGAUAGAGAAUGAAAGAGAGAGAUCCUCCAUCUGUGGUUCACUACCCAAAUGGCCACAAGCAGCCAGGAACCUAGAACUCCAUCCAAGUCCUCCAUGUGGGUACAAGGACCCAAGCACUUGAACCAUCUUUGUCUGCUUUCCCAGGUACACUGGCAGGGAACUGGAUCAGAGGUAGAGCAGCUGGGUGUUCUUAUGGGAUACUAAUGUCACAGGUGGCAGCUUAAUCCACUGUGCCGGCCCCAGAAUAGGUUUUAUUUAAAUGAGAAUUAUCUGUACCCGACAGGGAAUCUACUCAAGACUUUCCUUAGUGUAUUUUGGGACAGCAAGGAAAAUGCAUUGUGUGAUCAUCCUAUUUAGAGGAAUUUUCAAACUUCUGUAAAAAUACAAUAAAGUUCAAGUGAACUCCUAUGGCAGUCUUUAAAAUAAAAUGCUCAGUUAGUUGUCGCCAAUCAGGGAGAACAUAUGAUAUUUGUCCCUUUGGGACUGGCUUAAUUCACUCAGCGUAAUGUUUUCCAGAUUCCUCUAUCUUGUUGCAAAUGACCGGGUUUCAUUGUUUUUGACUGCUGUAUAGUAUUCUAUAGAGUACAUGUCCCAUAACCAUUUUAGUAUUUUUUUGUUCUAGUACUAUUGUUUGAACUCUGUAAUUAACACACAAUUAUUCUUAGGUGUUUAAAUUUAACUGAAAAGUGAUCCCUGUUAAAUAUAAGAGUGGCAAUAAGAGAGGGAGGAUACGUACAAUUUGGGACAUGCUCAAUCAGACUUGCCCCAAAUGGUGGAGUUAGAAAUGUGCCAGGGGAUUCCAAUACAAUCCCAUCAAGGUGGCAUGUACCAAUGCCAUCUCACUAGUCCAAGUGAUCAAUUUCAGUUCACAAUUGAUCACACUGAUAGGACUUAGAGUCAAAGGGAUCACACAAACAAGACUAGUGUCUGCUAAUACUAGCUGAUAGAAUCAAAAAGGGAGAGAACAAUCCAACAUGGGAAGCGGGAUACACAGCAGACUCAUAGAAUGGCAGAUGUCCUAAAUAGCACUCUGGCCUCAGAAUCAUCCCUUAAGACAUUCAGAUCUGGCUGAAGAGCCCAUGAGAGUAUUUUAGGCAUGGAAAGCCAAG